AAAAAAAAAAAAAUGAAGAGUUUUAUCCUUGUAGUGACCAAUGGAUUAGGUGGCUCUGUAUCUCUUCAAACCUGGCUGUUAUGAUUAGCAUGGAUUUGGCCUUUCUCUGCCUCUGUGGUGGAUAGUGGAGUGUUUCCCAUGUGGUAUUGGUGUGCUGGAUAUCCCUUCACUGGUAGCCUGGUAACAUACACUCCCAGGUCUUUCUCUGCCUCUGUGGUGGAUAGUGGAGUGUUUCCCAUGUGGUAUUGGUGUGCUGGAUAUCCCUUCACUGGUAGCCUGGUAACAUACACUCCCAGGUCUUUCUCUGCCUCUGUGGUGGAUAGUGGAGUGUUUCCCAUGUGGUAUUGGUGUGCUGGAUAUCCCUUCACUGGUAGCCUGGUCACAUACACUCCCAGGUCUUUCUCUGCCUCUGUGGUGGAUAGUGGAGUGUUUCCCAUGUGGUAUUGGUGUGCUGGAUAUCCCUUCACUGGUAGCCUGGUAACAUACACUCCCAGGUCUUUCUCUGUGGUGGAUAGUGGAGUGUUUCCCAUGUGGUAUUGGUGUGCUGGUUAUCCCUUCACUGGUAGCCUGGUAACAUACACUCCCAGGUCUUUCUCUGCCUCUGUGGUGGAUAGUGGAGUGUUUCCCAUGUGGUAUUGGUGUGCUGGAUAUCCCUUCACUGGUAGCCUGGUAACAUACACUCCCAGGUCUUUCUCUGCCUCUGUGGUGGAUAGUGGAGUGUUUCCCAUGUGGUAUUGGUGUGCUGGAUAUCCCUUCACUGGUAGCCUGGUAACAUACACUCCCAGGUCUUUCUCUGUGGUGGAUAGUGGAGUGUUUCCCAUGUGGUAUUGGUGUGCUGGAUAUCCCUUCACUGGUAGCCUGGUAACAUACACUCCCAGGUCUUUCUCUGUGGUGGAUAGUGGAGUGUUUCCCAUGUGGUAUUGGUGUGCUGGUUAUCCCUUCACUGGUAGCCUGGUAACAUACACUCCCAGGUCUUUCUCUGUGGUGGAUAGUGGAGUGUUUCCCAUGUGGUAUUGGUGUGCUGGAUAUCCCUUCACUGGUAGCCUGGUAACAUACACUCCCAGGUCUUUCUCUGCCUCUGUGGUGGAUAGUGGAGUGUUUCCCAUGUGGUAUUGGUGUGCUGGAUAUCCCUUCACUGGUAGCCUGGUAACAUACACUCCCAGGUCUUUCUCUGCUUCUGUGGUGGAUAGUGGAGUGUUUCCCAUGUGGUAUUGGUGUGCUGGAUAUCCCUUCACUGGUAGCCUGGUAACAUACACUCCCAGGUCUUUCUCUGUGGUGGAUAGUGGAGUGUUUCCCAUGUGGUAUUGGUGUGCUGGUUAUCCCUUCACUGGUAGCCUGGUAACAUACACUCCCAGGUCUUUCUCUGUGGUGGAUAGUGGAGUGUUUCCCAUGUGGUAUUGGUGUGCUGGAUAUCCCUUCACUGGUAGCCUGGUAACAUACACUCCCAGGUCUUUGUCUGCCCCUGUGGUGGAUAGUGGAGUGCUUUCCAUGGGGUAUUGGUGUGCUGGGUAUCCCCUCCCAAGGUGCAAGACAUUAGAUUUUCCUUCAUUGAAUUGUAGCAGACACUUUUUGAUCCAUUGCUGUAGCUUGGAAAUGUUGUCUUGUAGGAAAUCUGCAGUCAAGGGGUUGAGUAUAUAGUGUUGGGCUUUGUGCUGUAGUACAUUAUAUCUAUCUAUCUAUGUGAGAGAGAGAGAGAGAGAGAGAGAGAGAGAGAGAGAGAGAUUUGUGACUGACUCUCUCUCAUGUUAUAAUAAUAUCUGUCUCAUACUAUAACAAUAUAACUCUUUCCUUAGGUAACUUACUUAAUUAAUAAUGUCUUGUGCUUUACCUGUCUAUUUGAGCAUGUGUGUGUGUGUGUGUGU
Eriocheir sinensis (Chinese mitten crab) is the source of this 1862-nucleotide messenger RNA. RefSeq lists its product as uncharacterized. The record is from RefSeq and is a predicted model, not a curated record. Lineage: Eukaryota; Metazoa; Arthropoda; Malacostraca; Decapoda; Varunidae. The transcript is spliced from 6 exons. The coding region runs from base 139 to 1638 and encodes 499 amino acids.